CUUCUCCUGGAAGGGGGCUGUGGAAAGCUCAGCCAGGACCGUGGUGGUGUGGGGAGCGGGGCUGUGGGAAGGGCCGAUCCCGCGGGAUUUGCCAAGGCCGUGCUGGCACAUCUCCCUCUCUCUGUGCCAGGUUUCCCUGUCUUUGCCUGGAAGGGAGAGUCUGAGGAUGAUUUCUGGUGGUGCAUCGACCGCUGUGUCAACGUGGAGGGCUGGCAGCCCAACAUGAUCCUGGAUGAUGGGGGAGAUCUCACUCACUGGAUCUACAAGAAAUAUCCCAACAUGUUUAAGAAGAUCAAGGGGAUAGUGGAGGAGAGUGUGACAGGAGUCCACAGGCUGUACCAGCUGUCCAAGGCAGGCAAGCUCUGUGUCCCAGCCAUGAACGUCAAUGACUCGGUCACGAAGCAGAAGUUUGACAACCUGUACUGCUGCCGGGAGUCCAUCCUGGACGGCCUUAAGAGGACGACGGACAUGAUGUUCGGAGGGAAGCAGGUGGUGGUUUGUGGCUAUGGGGAGGUAAGAGGGCCCCGUUUUCCAGGGGGGAGGAAUCCUUGGCACUUGGCUCUUCCCACGUGGAUUUUUCCAUCCUCGGGGAUUUGUCUGCACCUGCACCUUCAAACCCGAGGGCUCGGCCAAAAACUGAAGGUUUUCCUAAUUGCCAGUGUGUUUCUUUAUUAUGGAGGAGAUGCCAAAGCUGGAUCUUAACUGGCACGAGGAUUAAAUAUUCAGAAUAUCUUUAAUGUCUAAAUACUGGCAUAUCCAGGGAUUAAUACAUCACACAGGGAUGUAUCUUUUAUAUUAUAUAUUAUAUUUAAGAUAAUAUUACAACAUUCAGAGGUUCUGCACAGCGUUGCAUGUUGAUGCGUGGUCAAGGAAAAGAAGUUAUU
Lepidothrix coronata (blue-crowned manakin) is the source of this 884-nucleotide messenger RNA. Its product is annotated as putative adenosylhomocysteinase 3. Gene Ontology annotation, cellular component: cytosol. Lineage: Eukaryota; Metazoa; Chordata; Aves; Passeriformes; Pipridae. The annotation marks the transcript as partial. The transcript is spliced from 4 exons. The record is from RefSeq and is a predicted model, not a curated record. Gene Ontology annotation, biological process: L-methionine cycle.